AUGGCUUCAGCACUCCCUACCAUCCGCAUUGGCUAUGUGCCUGAGCACUACCUCACUCCUCUCCACCUCGCCGUCCGCUCUUCCGCCGUCUCCUCGCUGCCCUUCAAGCUCUCUUUGACUCCGUUUCCCUCCGGAACGGGACAUAUGAUCACUUCCCUUCGCGCAAACGAAAUUGAUGUUGCGAUCGGGUUGACCGAAGGAUGGGUUGCCGGGCUGGCUGGCAAGCAGCAGGCCCAAAAGGACCCGGCUGCUGGCGGUUACAAGGUGGUGGGACACUGGGUCGACACUCCAUUGCGGUGGGCGAUUGUCACUGGGCGAGAGAGAGACAACAUUACCAAUGUGUCUGACCUGAAGGGUCAGCGAGUGGGAAUCAGUCGACCUGGAAGCGGCUCUCACAUUAUGUCCUUUGUCCUCGCCCAACAACAAGGCUGGAACCCUGAUUCGUUGACCCCUAAUGUCCUUGGUCCUUUCCAGGCCCUGCGCAACGGCGUCACCGGCAACGAGCAGCCUUCUCAGACUCCAACGGCUGAGUUCUUCAUGUGGGAGCACUUCACCACGAAGCCUUUCUUUCAUCCGACCCCCGAGAACCCUCAGCCACCUCUUAAAAAAUUCGGCGAGAUUUUCACUCCGUGGCCGUCUUGGCUGAUCGUCUCGUCCACCUCGACUUUCCCAGACCCAGAAAGCGACGAGAGGCUCCAGCAGCUCUUCCAGGCUCUUGACAAGGGCAUUCAGGAGUUCGAGGCCGACCAGGCGCAGGUGGUUAAGUUACUUGGCACGGGUGAAUUGGGAUGCACUUAUAUUCAGGAGGAUGCGACGGAGUGGUUGAAGGAUGUUAAGUUCACCAACACUACGCGGGGGAUUGAUUCGAAGGUUGUGGAAAACGUUGUCGACGUUCUCAAGGUUGCGGGUGUCAUUGACACUUCGAUGAGCAACGAUGAAGCUAUUAACCGGGUGGUUGGCAUCAAGCGGUAA
Molecule: messenger RNA, 972 nt
Organism: Aspergillus chevalieri
Lineage: Eukaryota; Fungi; Ascomycota; Eurotiomycetes; Eurotiales; Aspergillaceae
Exons: 3
Coding region: 1-972 (323 amino acids)
Source: RefSeq, a predicted model, not a curated record